AUAAAAAUGGAAACAUCCGGCGCACAUGGUUCGGUUAAAAUUAGUGGAUUUUCUGUUGUUCCAAUAAAGUUUGAAGAUAACAGUCAAGCUUCACAUAUUUUAUAUUUUAAAGAGCAUUCUUUACAUAGAGAUGAUUCUAGGCCUAAAGGUCGUUCACUGUUCAUCGCAAAUAUACCUCCAUAUUGCACACAGGAAGCUUUAGGGAGAAUAUUUUCAGAGUUUGGUGUAGUUCAGUCAGCAUACUUCAGUGAAGAUGAACCUCAGAAAACUACACUUAACAAAAAUUCCAAUAAAAAUUUGAAUACAUCUAUUUAUUUUCCUGAUUCAACAUCUGUAGAAAAGAAAAAGUGUUUUAGGAUGGGUUAUAUUAUUUAUAAAGACAAAUCUAGUUUAAAUAAAGCGUUAUCAUCACCAUAUGAAAAACCUUUUAUAAUAUCUACCAAAUCUAACCCUGUAUUAACAGGAAUGUCAAAAUGGCAGAAAGAAUAUACAGUUGAAACUGUGAAUGCUAAUGCACUCCAAGAUGAAAUAGAUCAGUAUAUGGAAUCAUAUGACAGUAAAUUAAAUCAACAACUAGAAGAAGAGAAAGAUAAGGAAGGUGUAGCUGAUGAUGAAGGCUGGGUAACAGUGACUAAACAUGGUAAAAUGAAACCUACACCUCGAACAGCUGUAAAUCAGAAAAAGUUAUCGAAGAAGGAAAGAAAAAGAAAGAAAGAAAGGGAAUUGUUAAAUUUCUAUACUUUUCAAAUAAAACAAGAAAAACAAGACAGAAUAGCUACUCUACGACAAAAGUUUGAAGAAGAUAAAGAGAGAAUAACACAAAUGAAAGCAGCUAGAAAGUUUAAACCUUAUUGAAGCCAAGGACAAAUACCACUAUACAUUAUAAAAUCUCUUAUUUCUUUUUAACAUAGGAUGCUAUGUUCAAGUCACUACAUGUUCACUCUCAAUUUGUGACUCAAAUAUGUUCAGUAUUUGAUAAAGACAUUGUUUUGAGACAACACCACUUCCAUACAUUAGUAAAACUAUGUAUGUACAUGUUAGUCAACAAUGCUAUGUUUCUGUGGGUAAAUGACUGAUUAAAAGAAAAGAACUAUAAAAUUCAUUUGCUAAUUUUGUGGCAAAAAUAAAUACAUGUACAUAUAUAAAUGCAUAUGGCCACUGUAAAUAAAACCCAUUACCUUUC
Molecule: messenger RNA, 1183 nt
Organism: Patella vulgata (common limpet)
Lineage: Eukaryota; Metazoa; Mollusca; Gastropoda; Patellidae
Product: ribosomal RNA-processing protein 7 homolog A
Exons: 8
Coding region: 7-855 (282 amino acids)
Biological process (GO): rRNA processing; ribosomal small subunit assembly
Cellular component (GO): UTP-C complex; CURI complex
Molecular function (GO): RNA binding
Source: RefSeq, a predicted model, not a curated record